AUGUCAUCAACAGCUGUAGAAGACUCCUUAAGCCCUCCAUCAUCCCCUAAUAGGACAAACCAUCAGAGAAAGAGGAGAAGAAGAAGGAGAAGCAGCACAAACUCUAUGAUGUCUUAUGAUCAAAAAAAUCCCAGAUACGUACCACCUUGGACCACUCCUUAUGUAAUUGGUAUUGGUGGUCCAUCAGGUUCUGGAAAGACAAGUGUGGCUUCAAAAAUUGUAUCAAUGAUAAACGUUCCUUGGACAGUUCUAAUAUCGUUAGACAAUUUUUAUAAACCAUUGACAGCCGAAGAAUCAAAGAGAGCUUACAGGAGUGAGUACGAUUUUGAUGAACCUGCUGCAAUUGAUUUGGAUUUAGCUUACAAAUGCAUUUCUGAUUUGAAAGAGGGAAAGAAAACCGAUAUUCCGAUAUAUAGUUUUGUCAAUCAUAACAGGGUCCCCGGCAAGACUAUCCCGAUUUAUGGGGCAAGUGUCGUCAUCUUGGAGGGAAUAUACGGGUUAUACGAUAAAAGGCUGUUAGACUUGAUGGAUAUUAAGAUUUAUGUGGAUGCGGAUUUAGACGUAUGUCUGGCAAGGAGAUUAAGUCGUGACAUUGUUUCUCGAGGACGAGACUUAAAUGGAUGCAUUGAUCAAUGGGAAAGAUUUGUGAAACCAAACGCAGUUAAGUAUGUGAAACAAACGAUGAAAAAUGCUGAUGCUAUUAUUGCAUCUAUGGGUGAAAAUACUAUUGCAGUAACACUACUGGUAGACCAUAUUAAAUCGAGGUUAGAUGCGAAGUCGGAGAAACAUAUCAAAGAAUUGAAUAGAUUAUGUGAAAUAUCAUCAGGUCAUAAAUAUAUUACGUUUUCUAGUAAUCCUAAAGUCAUGGAACUCGAGCAGACUCCCCAGGUUAAAGUGAUAUUGACAAUGAUUGUGGACAAGGACAUUGACCGCGAUAGCUUCGUUUUCUACAUUGAUCGAUUUGCUAUGAUUUUGCUAUCAAGGGCACUCGAUGAUCUGCCGGUACAUAGACAAGAAUCUUUAACUACAUCUUCAGGAUACCAUAUUAAUAAUGCUUUAAAAUGCAAUUUUGAUCAAAUAACAUCUGUAAGUCUGAUCCGAUCUGGUGAUUGCUUCAUGAAAUCCGUCAGGAAGACUAUUCCAAGUAUAACUAUUGGCAAGCUGUUAAUCCAAUCAGAUUCUCUUACUGGUGAACCACAAUUGCAUGGUGAAUUUUUACCAAAAAAUAUAUCGGAGUUCCAAAAGAUUUUAGUUUUACAAGGACAAGUCAUUACAGGGACGUCAACAUUAAUGGCCAUACAAGUGUUACUUGAUUAUGGUGUCAGACCGGAGAACAUGACAUUGACUGUGUUUCUUGCAACAGAGAUCGGGUUGAAAAGAAUCAUUAAUGCCUUUGGGAAUAAGAUAGCUAUUGUCGUAGGUAAAAUUAUUAUGAACCAGGAUAUGAAGCAGAGUCAUAUGAAAUGGGCAUCCUCAAGAUUUGUAGAUACUAAAUAUUUUGGGUGUAAAUAA
Messenger RNA from Maudiozyma barnettii, 1512 nucleotides. RefSeq names its product uridine kinase URK1 (gene URK1). NCBI's taxonomy places the organism in Eukaryota, Fungi, Ascomycota, Saccharomycetes, Saccharomycetales, Saccharomycetaceae. The record is from RefSeq and is a predicted model, not a curated record. The coding region runs from base 1 to 1512 and encodes 503 amino acids. Gene Ontology annotation, cellular component: cytoplasm. Gene Ontology annotation, molecular function: kinase activity; ATP binding. The transcript has a single exon.